Messenger RNA from Eruca vesicaria subsp. sativa (arugula), 1032 nucleotides. The record is from the annotation of a GenBank genome assembly. Lineage: Eukaryota; Viridiplantae; Streptophyta; Magnoliopsida; Brassicales; Brassicaceae.
AUGUCGGCUUUAAAGAAACGUAGCAACUCGUUAGCCGGACUAACUCUAGACGCUGUUCUUGGUGGCGAGAUCGUUAUCCCACCACCAUCGCCACCGCCUUUACCGCAAAAAUCUCUUGUACCGCACCAAACACCAACACCAACAACAACACAAACGCUUUUCGACAUCAUACGCGACGAAUACCACAAGGAAGGGCAAAAAGAUCGGACCACGUGGCAGAUAUUCCGUGAGAAACUCCGUCUCAAACGAAGCGGUUCCGCUUGGACCUCGUCUCUUCACAUCCCCGCCUCGGAUAUCCAUAUCCCUAAUCCAAAACACCCCCGACAAAACAAUAAAGUCCACGCAACUCCAAUGUCGGAUCCACCUGGACGCGGGGCGUUCACGCGCGGACCUUCGAUACGUGUCGCGUCGGGUAAAAACCACGACGACUUCGCUGCUGACGUGAGCGCUCCUGGAGACGGACCGCCUUCAAGAAGCUUCAAACCGCAGUUCUCACGGCACGAUUCCGUUAGAGAACACGGUGACGGAGAUGACGACAAGAUACGUCGUCAUCCCGUCGUCAAGUUCGUUGACGAGAGGCAGAUGUCUGCCAGAGAAGCUGUCGCGGCUCAAGAAGCCGCGGAAGCAGAAGCUGCCGCGGCUUCAAGCGACGAUGAGGGGGAGGAAGAAGAAGACGACAGCGAGGAGGGAGGAGCAGAGGAGAAAGCAGAUGCUGCCCCGAAGCAGACGAUGUCGUUGAUGGAUCUUUUGGAAGAGACGGAUAGGCAAAUGGGGUUAACGGGAGCACGCUAUGCCAUGGAUGAUGAAGAAGAGGAGUACGAAGAAGACGAAGAAGAGGAAGAAGAAGAAGAUGGAGGAGGUGGAGGAGAAGGAGAGGUGAAUUGCUGCGUUUGUCAGGUGAAUUUCAAAGGCGCCACGUUUACGCCUUGUGGUCAUAUGUUUUGUAAGCUCUGUUCUAAAGAGCUUAUGGCUCAGAAAAAUCAUUGCCCUGUUUGCAGCAGCUUUGUUCUUGAGUUCCUUGAGAUCUUCUAG